AACACCCACAACCACCCGUAGUAGCAGCAGUAGCAACACCCACAACCACCCGUAGUAGUAGUAGUAGUAGUAGUAGCAGCAGCAGCAGCAACACCCACAACCACCCGUAGUAGUAGCAGCAACACCCACAACCACCUGUAGUAGCAACAGGACCCACAACCACCUGUAGUAGCAACAGCAACCACAACCACCACAACUAUAACCACAACAACCACUUGCAGCAGCAGCACCUCCUACCACCACCCGUAGUAGCAGCACUAGCACCAGCAGCAGCAGCACCACCACCAGCAGCAGCAGCACCACCAGCAGCAGCACCACCACCAGCACCACCACCACCACCACCACCACCACCACCACUACCACCACCACCACUACUGGUAGCGGUGACGAGUGUGGAGACAGUUGCACAUGAGAGGGGAGUGGAGGUGUAUUGACAAAGUGGCGUUGGUGGCAGGCAGGCAGGCAGCCUGGCUGCUGUGCUCCUACUCUGCCCACUUUCCACCACUCCUGUGUGAGCGUGCAUUCUUCAGCUGCUGCUGUGUGGGCGUGCAUUCUUCAGCUGCUGUUGUGUGGGCGUGCCUUCUUCAGCUGCUGCUGUGUGGGCGUGCCUUCUUCAGCUGCUGCUGUGUGGGCGUGCCUUCUUCAGCUGCUGCUGUGUGGGCGUGCCUUCUUCAGCUGCUGCUGUGUGGGCGUGCCUUCUUCAGCUGCUGUUGUAUGGGCGUGCCGCCUUCAGCUGCUGUUGUAUGGGCGUGCCGCCUUCAGCUGCUGCUGUGUGGGCGUGCCGCCUUCAGCUGCUGCUGUGUGGGCGUGCCGCCUUCAGCUGCUGCUGUGUGGGCGUGCCGCCUUCAGCUGCUGCUGUGUGGGCGUGCCGCCUUCAGCUGCUGUUGUGUGGGGGUGCCGUCAGCAGCUGUUGUGUGGGGGUGCCGUCAGCUGCUGUGUGGGGGUGCCGUCAGCUACCUGAGGCCCAGGCUAGUGGAAGGCAGCAAGACUGUAAUGACCAAUAUGUGUAAGAUGUGAUACAAAGAAAUGUUGCAAGGAAGAGUGAAGUGUACACAGAGCAACAGGUGGCACUUAGGUGUUGAUGCUACUGCUGGUAGAAGCAUCUGUUUAUUAAAUUUCAAUUGGUACUGGAACUAGUAGUAAAUGAAUAUUUGUCAGUGGAACUGAGAUAGUGAACCAAGACACUCGUGAUUUUAAACGUGGAGCAGAGGUGGAGAGAGAAGACCAGGC
Cherax quadricarinatus is the source of this 1230-nucleotide messenger RNA. NCBI's taxonomy places the organism in Eukaryota, Metazoa, Arthropoda, Malacostraca, Decapoda, Parastacidae. The record is from RefSeq and is a predicted model, not a curated record.